Messenger RNA from Geosmithia morbida, 228 nucleotides. Its product is annotated as NAD dependent epimerase/dehydratase family. The transcript is spliced from 2 exons. NCBI's taxonomy places the organism in Eukaryota, Fungi, Ascomycota, Sordariomycetes, Hypocreales, Bionectriaceae. Bases 1 to 228 code for a protein of 75 amino acids. The record is from RefSeq and is a predicted model, not a curated record.
AUGGCCCGUCACCGACGGACGGGCGGUAACGGCAGCGGCAGCCAUCGGGCUGACGGGAGACGUCGCGGGUCAGACAGCAGCAGCGAGGGGUUCCGAGAUGCCAUCGGUGCUGAUAAGUGGUAUAUCGGCGGCAGGACGGCCGCCGGCGAGGAGAGGUUCUUCAAGCUCGGCGUCGUGAGGAGGGUGCGCAGCAAUGACGGUCUCAGCCUCGAUCGUCUGAGCCUGUGA